AUGAGUAACGUGUUCGACAAGUUGAAGAAGCAGAGGUCGAAAGAAUGCAAGGCGACAGAUUUUUACGAGGUGAAAAACAAGAAUGACGAUAUUUACGAAGUGGUAGACGAAGAAGGAUAUAUUGAAAACAAAAACUCCCUAAAGGACUUCAUCGUUGGAGGUGAGAAGGAUUUUGACUCGAGCGAUGAUGUAAUCGUGGAGGAUAUUAACUAUGGCCUUCUUCGGAAGAAGGUGGCGGCGGCAGCCGAGAAGGAAGUUAAAGCUAAGAGGAACACACCCAUAGACGACUUCAUCCGGGAAAAAAAAAUCCAAAAGAUAUUUUCCACAGGUAAAUUAAGCAAGGAAGAAAUAUCCAAGGCGAAAAAUAUCGAACGGUUGAUGGAUGCCAACUCUUCUUCCAGUGGGAGUGAGUCGGACCACUUCAACAUGAAAAGGAAGACAAGAGAUUCUUACGAAAGAGACCGAAAUAACAAAAAAGGGUGUCACAUCAGACAGAUCAUCCAUAGUAGUAGUAGUAGUAGGCAUACCCAUCUUAAUCAAUUCGGAGGGAGAUCUAUAGUAGAAGCCGAAGGGGGAGGAGUUAUUUCAGGAGGGCGUAAUGACCACCCGGUUGGGGUAUCCCAAAGUAGUGCAUUCCUACAUGGAAAGGGAAAAAAUGGCUUAAACACUUCUUUUCAUGAAAAAGGAACAGAUGAAAAGAUAAAAACGCAAGUGAAGGGAGAGUUCCAAGAAGAAGGUGCUGAGGGAAUCGUUGCAAAGGACGAGGAUGAUGAAGAUGAGGAAGAUAUACAGGGGAGAAGCAAAAAACGGAGACUGCUCACAGGGGAAGAAAACUUAGGAGAUGAUAUUCUAGAAGAGGCUAAGCGGAAAUCGGUGGAUUUUUCAACGCAGAAUUGCAAGGAAGAGGAAGAAGACGAAAAAGGGGGAAAUGAGAAAUGUGUACCUUUGUGGGGUAUCAAACAGGAGAGUAAAUCAGAGAGAAAAACAAAUGAUCAGGGUAGCAUUGUAUCGACACUUGAGAAGAACCACCCCGUAGAGACAUUUCUACAAAUGGGAGAAGAUUAUCCAUCCCUAACGCACAAAAUGAAGAAGGAAUCGAAUGGAAGUAUCUUGGAGGGGGACGAAGAACAGGAAACAAGUCGUCUAAAUGCAGCAACCGGGUUGAAGAACAAAACGGAUGAGCUAGUAAUGAAUGAAGAAACUGGAUUUGUUAAUGUAUACCUCUUCGACAUUUGUAAACACAGAAAUAGUAUUAUCUUAUUCGGGAAAACUAUAACCAAGUCUAAGUUAUACAGAAGCGUAAGCAUAUACAUUGAAGAUAUGUACAGGUGCUACUUCUUCCUGUUGUCGAAAAACAUGAUUUACAAAAGAGAUGGUGUCGAAAUUAGGUUCGGAGACAAGAGUUACAAUACAUGUAUUAUGUCUGACUUUUUAGAGGAAUUUCAAACGGUAAGGAAGUACCACCAUAUUGAGAGCAUCAAGUGUAAAAUCGUCAAACGGAGAAACUUGAAUAUAAGUUCGAAUGAUGAAGAUAUGUAUGCCAAGGUUUUCUACAGCUACAACUGCGAUCCCAUCAGCGAGAAGUUCAUGAAUGGAAGGACCUACUCCUCUUUCUACUGUUGCAAUGAAGACAUCAUCGAGAAUUUUAUCAUUAAGAAGAACAUGAAGCUCCCUUGUUGGGUGAAGGUUAAGGAACUGAAGCUGAACCCUACGAACAAUUUGACCUACUGUUACUUCGACUGCACUACUGUGAACUGGAAGAAUAUAUACCCGGUGGAGAAGCGGCUCGAGGGGAAGGUCUCCCCUGGGGGGGGCAUCUUUAACGGUAGUAACCCUGCCGGUUGGAGUAACCCUAUCGGUGGGAGUAACCCUGCCGGUGGAAGUAACCCUAUCGGUGGGAGUAACCUUAUCAGUGGGAGUAACCCUAUCAGUGGGAGUAACCUUAUCGGUGGGAGUAACCUUAUCGGUGGGAGUAACCUUAUCGGUGGGAGUAACCUUAUCGGUGGGAGUAACCUUAUCGGUGGGAGUAACCCUGCCGGUGUGAGUAACCUUAUCGGUGGGAGUAACCCUGCCGGUGUGAGUAACCUUAUCGGUGGGAGUAACCCUGCCGGUGUGAGUAACCCUAUCGGUGGGAGUAACCUUAUCAGUGGGAGUAACCCUAUCAGUGGGAGUAAUCUGAUUAGCGGUGGAGGCGCUCUGCUACCCACGACAACGCAGGCAAAUACGAACCCCGCGGAGGAAACGCAGAAAAAGGGAGACACCAACACGGGGGGGGGGACAGGUCACCUGACCGAUCUGGAUCUGAACAAAGUUAUCAUCAAAGUGGUAUCACUCCUAAACGAACAGAACCACCACGAGGUUUUCAGUAUCUGUUCCAUGGUGGAGGGACAAGGCAUGAAAUAUAUCAACUUCUGUGGAAUAUCUGCAAAGGCAGGAAAAAAAGCGCUCCUCAUAUACAAUAAGAACAACGCUAAAGUGUUCGACUCGGAGAAGAAUCUACUCGAAUCCUUUCUCCAAAAAUUGAAAACAAUCGACACGGACAUCUAUAUAGGUUACAAUAUUCUGAACUUCGACUUGGAGUUCAUCAUACAUAGAUGCAAUGUCCACAAUUUGAAUGCAGAUUUCCUCAGUAGGAAAAAGAAACUUAGGAAGAACGACCGAAUGAAAGUAAACAAGUUUAAUGGAACAAGUAGCACGGGCUCCAUGUAUAAUAUUAUUCAACAUAUUAAGGGUAGGCUCAUCGUAGACAUUUACUUGCUCUGUAAGGAUUUGAUUAAGCUAACCAGUUACAGUAUGGAUGAAAUCAUCGACAGUGUGAGGAAUAAAUUCCAGGACAGAGGUCGUACGCCCAACUCUACCAACAAAACUAAUUCCUCCUCUUCUGCUACUCCACCCCCAAAUGUAUUUAAGGAUUUCUCCGUGAAUAAUAUCAACUUACUAAACUGUAGCAACAUUCAUCUGUACGAUGCUCAGGAAAUUCUGGAAAAUCACCUCAGCAUGUAUAUACAUAGUCAACUUUUCUCUGUACAAGAAAUAGGAAAUGUAUGCAAGGUAUUGCAAAUUAUUGAAAAGACUAGAGACCUUACCAAACUCAGUGGCUACCUCUGGUCCAGGAGUUUGCUAUGCUACACCAGUGAGAGGAUUGAAUACUUUCUCCUCCAUGAAUAUAAUAGGAAGAAGUUCAUUACCCCUGUGAUUAAGAAGAGAGUUAAAACGAUUGAAAACGAUCAGGGGAAAAGCAAAAAUGCAGCAAAGUAUUCUGGGGGGCUCGUGCUAGAUCCAUUAUGUGGCUACUACGACACGUUCGUUCUUUAUCUAGACUUCAAUAGUCUCUACCCUUCCAUUAUCAUCGAGUACAACGUGUGCUUUAGCACUUUGAAGGGGAAGGGUGCACAGACCGAGGUGGAGGCUACCAAACAGGGGGAAAUUUCCAACGGGGUGGAAUCCCCAAACAGAGCUAGCGCCACAAAGGGGGAUGAUUCCAUUAAGGAGUUGAGCGACCCGGCCGACUCCAUCGACGUGAUGGAUGCAGAACCGGGAGAAGCUGUUGCCCCAAACGAAUCCAUGGAAAUUGACGAUUUCGAUAAAAGCAAGCCGGGUAUCCUACCCUCCAUCCUUAAGAACCUUGUGGAGAAGAGAGCCUUCAUAAAAAAACUAAUUGCAAAUGAGAAGAACAAGGAAAAGAAGGAACUCCUCCUAAUCCAGUCCCUAUCCAUUAAGCUGAUAAGUAAUAGCAUCUACGGGUGUUUGGGAAAUACAAACAACCGUUUUUAUGCUAAACACAUGGCUGCAUUUAUUACACUGAAAGGAAGGAACCUACUCCAACACACCAAGUCCAGGGUGGAGAGGGAAUUUAACUUGAAGGUAAUUUAUGGAGAUACAGAUUCCAUUAUGAUAGACACAGGAAUAAAAGCGCAAGGAGUUAACAAUUACAAGGAAGCCUUUAGAUUAGCCCAUGUCAUUAAAAAUACCAUAAAUAAGAGUUACAAAAAACUUGAACUGGAUCUUGAAUGCAUAUUUAGUAAGCUCCUCCUCCUUAAAAAAAAGAAAUAUGCCUGUGCAAAGGUUAUGGAUGCCAAUAUGGAAAAGUGCGAAUAUGAAAUGAAGGGAAUUAAUUUUAUUAAAAGAGACUUUAGUAAAAUUUCAAAACUUAUUGGAAAUGAGGUCUUGAAGAUAAUUUUCAGUAACAAGGAUGGGCAAGGUUCUGGAAAGGUCACUGACGGAAUGGAUGUUCCUGUGGAAAACGACCUCUCCGAGCAGAUUCACGAGUACCUACGGGGCGUACAUCAGCGGAUCCAGGCGGACGAGUUCGACCUGGACUUCUUCGUGAUCACCAAGAAAUUGACGAAGAACGUGAGCGAGUACCAGGAGAAGAACUCCCUGGGACAUGUCUUGGUGGCGGAGCGAAUGAUGAAGGACGGAUACAACAUCAGCGUGAAUAAGGAGAUCCAAUAUUGUGUGUGCACGAGCGAGGAUGCAUCCAAAUUUUUUAACAAGUCGGGAAACGAAAAGCUGAGCAACUCCCUCUGUUGUUUCAGUGUAAGCGAAAUAAAGAAAUAUAAUAUGAAGGUAGACAAGGAUUACUAUAUUAGGAAUCAGAUACUCUCCCCUAUCGGUCGACUGUGUCAAUAUAUAGAAGGAACGAAUGCAGAAAAGUUGGCCUCCUGUUUUAACAUCUUCGAUGUAAGGGAAAUAAAAACGGACUUCCAGACGGAGGAAAAUUAUCACGAGUCAAAUGUUUUGUCCUUACUAAACCAGUCAGAAGAGAGGUUCAAGGAUAUUCACUUGAAGGGCUACCUCAUUUGCUCUUUCUGUGCACAUAACGUUAAACCGGCCAUCUUCAUAAAAUACUUCCGGUGCAAUAAUUGCCUUAAAUAUUUGUCCAUCGAAAAAAUACGGAAUUAUAUUUUUUCCUUUAUCCAUCAUUUAUUUGCUACCUUCUACAAACAACUCUACGUGUGCAGUAGCUGUUCUGUCAAGACGAGGCGUGUACUUCUUAAUGGGGCGAAGGAUUGCCCAAGCCCCAACUGCGAAAACCCCAAGGGCUCCCUCAAGCCCCUCGUUUCCAAAAAAUACAUCUACCGCAUGCUCGAAUUUUUUCUCUUUUUGCUAAAAGACAACUUGAGGGAAAUUCCGGAGAGCCUUGUCGAGGAGAAGGUUGGCACUGGCACUACGCAAAACCAGGACGGAAACACCACAGUACAAAAGCAAGACACACACACCACUGCACAAAACCAGGACAGACAUACCUCUGCGAACCAACCCGAUGGAACAACCCCAUACGCAACCGACACCUUCGUCUACGUCUGCAUCGAUGAGAAGUUCAAAACGCACAUCUCUACCGACCAAAAACCAAGCAAGAAAAAUAUCAAGGUGGAGGCAUACGACGACAUAUGCAACAGGAAGGAUCUCGGGGUCACCAUAACGAAGGGGCUACAAAUGAAGUACCCAAACACCUCCAACUUUCUCACCUACUUAAAUUUGAAGACAAGUCAGUUCUGCAUUAAUUACAACGAGGAGAGGAACACCAUUCGCCAGUCCUUGAACAGCCUUGUGCGCAACAAUGUGUACGCACAAAUUUACUUCGACAAGGUUUUCUCCAUCUUCCAACAGCCCCUCAGCUCCAAGAUUGUAGAGUUAUAA
Plasmodium knowlesi strain H is the source of this 5643-nucleotide messenger RNA. Its product is annotated as DNA polymerase alpha catalytic subunit A, putative. NCBI's taxonomy places the organism in Eukaryota, Apicomplexa, Aconoidasida, Haemosporida, Plasmodiidae. The coding region runs from base 1 to 5643 and encodes 1880 amino acids. Gene Ontology annotation, cellular component: alpha DNA polymerase:primase complex. Gene Ontology annotation, molecular function: purine nucleotide binding; DNA-directed DNA polymerase activity; chromatin binding. The record is from RefSeq and is a predicted model, not a curated record. Gene Ontology annotation, biological process: mitotic DNA replication initiation; leading strand elongation; lagging strand elongation. The transcript has 5 exons.